This is a messenger RNA of Falco peregrinus (peregrine falcon), 1782 nucleotides long. RefSeq names its product cathepsin H (gene CTSH). The coding region runs from base 67 to 1056 and encodes 329 amino acids. Gene Ontology annotation, cellular component: lysosome. Gene Ontology annotation, molecular function: cysteine-type endopeptidase activity. NCBI's taxonomy places the organism in Eukaryota, Metazoa, Chordata, Aves, Falconiformes, Falconidae. The transcript has 12 exons. The record is from RefSeq and is a predicted model, not a curated record. Gene Ontology annotation, biological process: immune response.
CCUGCCCCGCCCCUCCCGCAGAGGCUCGGCUCGGCUCGGCCCGGCCCGGCCCGGUCCGGUUCGAAGAUGGCCUGGGCCGUGCUGCUGGCUGCGGCCGCACUGCUGGCCCCCGCUGCCGCCGGGGAGCCCACGGCCGAAGAGGAGCUGCUGUUCAAGGCCUGGAUGCUGCAGAACCCCCGGCGGUACGGCCCGGGCGAGUACCCCCGCAGGCUGCGCAUCUUCCUGGGCAACAAGAGGCAGAUCGACGAGCACAACGCCGGCAACCACAGCUUCCAGAUGGGCCUCAACCAGUUCUCAGAUCUGACCUUCGCAGAAUUUAAAAAGUUGUACCUGUGGAGAGAGCCCCAGAACUGCUCAGCCACAAAGGGGAAUUUCCUGCGCAGCUCUGGGCCAUAUCCUGACUCCAUCGACUGGAGGAAGAAGGGAAAUUUUGUGACACCUGUGAAAAACCAGGGCCCCUGUGGGAGCUGCUGGACCUUUUCCACCACAGGAUGUUUGGAGUCUGCUAUUGCUAUUGCAACAGGAAAGCUCCUCUAUCUGGCAGAACAACAGUUAGUUGAUUGUGCCCAGGCUUUUAACAACCACGGCUGCAGUGGGGGCCUGCCAAGCCAAGCCUUUGAAUACAUAUUGUAUAACAAAGGGCUCAUGGGGGAGGACACCUACCCAUACCGGGCCAAGAAUGGCACCUGCAACUUCCAGCCAGAGAAGGCUAUUGCAUUUGUCAAGGAUGUUAUCAAUAUCACGCAGUAUGACGAGGAUGGCAUGGUAGAAGCUGUGGGAAAGCACAAUCCAGUGAGCUUUGCGUUUGAGGUGACAAGUAACUUCAUGCACUACAGAAAAGGAGUCUACUCAAACCCAAAAUGUGAGCACACUCCUGACAAGGUGAACCAUGCUGUCCUUGCUGUGGGGUAUGGAGAAGAAAAUGGGACUCCUUACUGGAUUGUGAAGAACUCCUGGGGCCCGAUGUGGGGCAUGGAUGGGUACUUUCUUAUUGAACGUGGCAAGAAUAUGUGUGGUCUCGCUGCUUGUGCAUCUUACCCAGUUCCUCAGGUGUAAGAGGAGAAUGCAGGCUGGGGAAAGCAGGCAUAGGAAAAGGAACAACAGAUUGUAUGCAAAUUUCUGAGUGCUAAAAUCGAGAAAGUGAGAACAAGUAAUACCUGUCUGCAGAAAGUUAUGUUGCUGGUAGAUUCCUCUGCUUGCAUACAGCUUCUUGCAGCAGGAAGACCUACACCUCCUGCUCCCACACUGAACGCCAGACUCUCGCCUCCUUCUGGCAUUAUGUGCUUGCUUGCGGUGUGCCUUGCUCCCAGUGCCAGCUGGGGCCCCGCACCUCUGCUGGGGGGUGUCAGCAGUGGCGGAGGGAUGGCAGCUGCUUAGGUGGUGGAAAUGUCACGCAGCUACCAGAUGCUGCCUCAACAAAGUCACCCCUUCCUUCAUGUGGUAGUUUCCCAGUUGACAGAUGUUCUUGAGAUUUAUUUUCUUUGAAGGCUAUUUUUCAUUUCUCUAGAGAAAGAUGACUGCUGUGAUUUGUAUGUUUUAUCUAUUUUGAUUAAAUGUUUUUAGUAUUUUUUGUAUUAAAAAAUCAGGGUAUUUUAAUGCAAACAGAGAAGAAACGGAUUAAUUUAUUUUAUGAAUCAAUGAAGAAAGCAAGAUGCUUAUUACCAAUAGUUUAUAAAGAGCUGAGGGUGAGAGAAGGCUGCGUGUCAGGAGGGAGGCCUUUUGUUGUGUGUUAUUUCACGCUAAAAUCUGCCACUGUUUGAAUAAAGAUGACUCGUCACCGGU